Messenger RNA from Punctularia strigosozonata HHB-11173 SS5, 390 nucleotides. RefSeq lists its product as uncharacterized. Bases 1 to 390 code for a protein of 129 amino acids. NCBI's taxonomy places the organism in Eukaryota, Fungi, Basidiomycota, Agaricomycetes, Corticiales, Punctulariaceae. Gene Ontology annotation, molecular function: oxidoreductase activity. The transcript is spliced from 4 exons. The record is from RefSeq and is a predicted model, not a curated record.
AUGCUCACGUACCUGCAGCAUACUGAUCCUACCAUCCCACAUUACAGAGGCAAUGCUCGGUCAUUUCUGCGUGGAGCCCUAGCUACCGUGAGUUGGCCAUUCAUGGGAUGGAUUGGCCGCUUUUUCCAGCAUAACGCUUCGCACGACCAUCUGACUCAUCACGUUUUCUCUAACAUACCCUUCUGUCUGUGGCCCCUCUCUGUAAUAACCAACCCAGCGGUGACGGAGCACCUGAAGAGUCUCCUGCGUGAUGACUAUAACUAUGACUCCACGAAUUGUUUUAGAGCCCUGUGGCGAACGUUUACAGAAUGCCGCUUCAUUGAGGAUGAAGGAGACAUUGUGUUUUACAAAAAUUCAAAGGGAGAGGCGACACGACAAGUGGCGGAAUAG